Molecule: messenger RNA, 6768 nt
Organism: Procambarus clarkii (red swamp crayfish)
Lineage: Eukaryota; Metazoa; Arthropoda; Malacostraca; Decapoda; Cambaridae
Source: RefSeq, a predicted model, not a curated record
GUACAAAAAAAAAGAAUCCUUUUCGUUUUCUAUGAGUAUUGAGGGUGAGCGACAUGGGACCACAACCGCCUCAGUCCCACGUAAACAGAUAUGUCAGCCAAGAGGAAAACUUAGAAUUUUCUCACUUCAUGGAGAGCAAUGGUGAUAUCAGCGCUCCCCCUGGGGAUCAAGGGGAGGGAAAGGCAUCUGGCCGAACUGCUGGAGGUGGAGGGGGAAGUCUUGAGAAGCUGUCACGCGAAGAGCUCAUUACUAAAUGUCGAAGCCUGUUAAUUCUAGCUCAGAAGGCUAAGACUGCAAAAGAUGGAACACCGUUAACAUACUCCCAGAUACCUGCACCUGCGCCGUUAGAAAUUGCUUUGGAAUUAAAACAAGUAAAGAUUGCUGCAAAAAAUGCUGAGUCAGCAGCGAUACCCCAGAAAGUGGAGGAAGAAUCCAGUGCUUUGCGGGAGAUGGUGGCUAAUCUGACUGAAGGGAAAGUGGCUCUUACUACUAAGAUCGAGAGUCUUCAGAGACAGUUGAAAGUUGCGUCUAGUGAGGUGGACUGUCUUCAGGAACUGGAACAAAAAUUACUGCUUGAAAGAAACACUCUUGAGGCUGAAAAUAUUCAGUUGAAAAGGGAAAACAAAAAGAAUCUUGAUAAGUUACAAGAAUUUCAAGAUUCCUCUGCUAUGAAAUCAGAACUCCUAGAAAAAGCUUGGGAAACAGAGAAGAUGGCAUUUCAGGAAAAAGUGGAAAAUCUACAAGCACAGAUUGGACAAGUGGAUAUCCUGAAGAUGAAAUGUAAGAAAUUUCUUCAGGAAAAGUCAGCAAUUGAAAAGGAACUUGAGAAGCAACAGAAACUUGCUGCAAAAGGCCUCAAGAUACAGGGAGAGCUGAAUUGCUUGAAAGAAGAAAAAAAGGCAUCAGACAUUAUUUUAGAAAGUUCUAGGAAUGACAAGAAGGCACUUGAGGACAAAGUUAAAAGUUUUGAGAGUCAGGUUCAGAGCUUAAAGAAACUGCAGGAAGAAAAAGAUGCAAUUCUUAAGUCAAAUCAAGAUAGUAUCAAAGAACUGGAAACAAAACUGAAAGAAAAUGAAAGUUCAGUUUUGGAUUCGGAGAAUUAUGUCAAAGAAUUACAGGAACAAAACAUGAAAGUUCAACUGGUGGAAAAAGUCCUUGAAAAUACUAACACAAAAUUACGAACAGAAUGUGAGGCAGCAAUCUCGAGGGUAAACACACUGCAGGAGGAAUUAAAGGUAGAGUUAGACAAGAGCCGACAUUUGGAACAGCUUGUAGAAGAAUUUGAAACACAGAAAACUCAACACAUAGCAGAAAUUGAAUGCUCAAAAGAAAAAAUUUUGGAAAUUGAAAAAAAUUAUCAGCAAAAAAAUAUAGAAUUACAAAAAAUAAUAGAAGAAAGAAAUGACACUGAAAGGUCUAUGCAAGAAGAAAUCGGGCACUUGAAAUCAAAACUAGAAGAAUUAGUACAAGAAAAAAUUCACGAUGAAGUCAGAGUGAAGCAGUUCUGUGUUGAUAUAGAGAAUUUAAAGAUGGAACUCAGUGCCAUGACAGAAAGCUCUAAUAUUGCUGAAAAAGAGAAAACUGAUUUAAUUGAAAAAUUGAAAGCUCAAGAAGAAGAGAACAGGAAAUUAAUUGAACAUUUGAAACAGAAAGAUAAUGAACAUGUUGACUUUACUGAAAACAAAACAGAAUUUGAUUAUUUGGCUGCUCAGGUAAAUAAACUAAAGUUUGAAGUUGAACAACUCACUGAAGAAAAAAUUAAAUAUUUGAAAAACUCUGCUGAUGUAGAAAAUGAAAUAUCUUGUCUUAGGAAAAACUUGGAGGAUGCACAGAAGGAGAAAUCCUCUUUUGACACUGAACUUUGUAAAAUUGCUAGUGAAGUAGAACAGGGUAAAAAAUCUGUUGAGGAAGAACGGAACAGAGCUGACCACUUAACAAUGGAUAUUAAAGAACUAAAAUCACAGAAUUCAGAGUUGAUUGCCAGAGUUGAACAACUUCAGAAGGAGGCUGAAAAUGCGAAGCUUUUUUUGGGUGAAUUACAAAAUACUGGAAUGUCCCUUACAUCACUUUGCAAAAAUGUGUACCCUUCCUUAAGCAAGACUCUGCUUCCAGUGGAUCAGGAAGAUGUUUUGGUAAAUAUGCAAAGUAUUAAGGAAGUACUUGCAGCAGCACUAACCAAGAGGGAAAAUUUUACACCUGAGGGAGAUAUACUGAAUAUAGUUGAAGCUCUUGAACAAGUUCAAGAACAGAGUAAAAGGUUGAUAAUGUCAAGAGACUCUACAGUUUGUGACUCACUUUCCUCGAGCUUUGACAGUAUUAACAAAAGCUUGAUGACGUUCUACAUUCAUGCAGUUGGGUUGCUUGAUAUUGAGAAGAGUACAUCUGUGGAAGAAAUGUGGAAGAUUAUAUCAUCACUAUUUGCCAAGCUGUGUGAAAUUGUAAAAGAAGAAAUGCUAAAAUUAAAUAAUGCAACAAACACAGUUGAAGAAUUAAGAAAAGAGGUGAACCAUUUUGAAAAUGUAGCUACUGAAGCAGUAAAAGAAAGGGAAAUGCUUUCUCAAAAACUGAUGGAUUCCUUGAAUCAAAAUGCCAUUAUUAUUACAGAAAAAAAUGAGCAAUUGGAAAAUCACAAUAAUAUAAUUGCUGAAUAUGAGAAAUCUCAAAAACAAUUAAAGGAAUUCUUCGAGGCAGAAAAGAUUACAUUAAAUGAGAAAAUAUCAAAUUUAGAAGAAAUGGUUCUGUCUAGAGACACAGUAAGAGCUGAAUUAGAGGGUCUAUUAGCAUCUGGGAAUAAUCAAAAUGAAGAAAUUAUUAAUGACUUAAGACAGCAGUUAAUUUUUGUCAAAGAAGAAUGUAAAGCGAUGUCGAAAGAACAUGACGAAUCUGCUGUUCAAAUUAAGAACUUGCAAGAAUUACUUGAAAAGCAAGAUAAAGAUCUUCUGAGCUUGUCUACAGAGAAGGAGGUUUUACUAUCUGAGAAGAUUGUUAUUAAACAAGAGAAUGAUUUCUUAAAGAGUACUGUGGAAGAUGUUGAAGGAAAGAAUGCUGCUAAUGAGAUAAAGUGGUUGGAUGAAAAACAGGACUUGGAAAAGAAACUUGCAAUGAUUUCCCAGGAGAAGAUUAUGCUUGAAAAGGAAUACUCUUCCCUGAAUGAAAGUAUUAUAUUAGGUGAAGAAAAUGCAUCUCGAGAAAAAACAGCGUUAGAAGAAAAACUGAAUUCUAUCAUUAAAGAUCUGGAAAUGCAGCUGCAAGAAGCUGGAGAUAUUAGGGCUGAAAAUGUUCUUCUUAAUAAGAACAUUCAAGAGCUUCAGUUGAAAAAAGAGGAUCUUAUUGAAGAAGUUAACAACUUCCAGAACUACUUGAAGGUUGCAGAGGACAAAAUACAGUCAUUAAUUAGUGAAAAAGAAGACUUAGAGAAGAAGCUUAAAGAUGCAGACAAUCACAAGCUCCAGCUCACCUCUUCCAUUGAAGCAUCAGCCGGUAGGUGUGAGGAGCUUCUGGCCGAACUGAAUGAUAUGAAUAAGGUUUUGCGCGAGAGGGGAGAGAGAAUAUCACGACUGGAGGAUAGUAACAAGGAAAAGUCGCAAGAACUAGAGAGAACUACUCUUCAGUUAAAGGAACUACAGACAAAAAUGUCCAAUAGGGAAGCUGAAUUAGCUUCUAAACAAGAACAGCUACAGACUAUCACUGAGAAGCUGCAGACAUUUAGUAGUGAUCCUACAGUCACUUCGCCGGUAACAAAUAACCAACAGUUUCGUGAAUUAGAAGAGAAAGUCAAGGACCUGGAGCAAGAGAAGACUAACUUAAAGAAGAUUAUUCAGUCACUGGAGAAUGAGCUGUCGAGUAGUCGUGAGAAUGCUGGUAAUGGCCACGAUGCUCAGAGUGAGGUUAUGAGCACCAGCACAAUCGGUCGAGCAGAAGACACACAACGAAUGAAAGAGCUGGAAGACACGUUUGAGGAGAGAUACAUGAAGCUGAAAAGUGUAGCUAUUAAGCUAAAGAAGCGUGUAGCAGAAUUAACUGCACAGCUGAAUUCAUCAGAAGAAACACGCAGUAAGCUGGCAACAGAGAAGGAAGAUCUUAAGAAGAAGGUGGAUGUUGGAGUUAAAGAUAGUAUAAAGGCUGCAUCCAAAAAUAUUCAGGUACUGCAAGGUGAAAUUGACAGGCUGCAAGAUGAAGUUGACAGUAAGACAAAAGAGCUGAAGGAACAGGGUAAACAGCUGAAUUCAGCAGCAGAGCAAUUGGCAUCUGCUAAGUCCGAUCUUGCCGUAGCACAGGAUGAAAAUGGGAUUCUACACAGAACUGUUAAAAACUUAGAGGAAACCAUCUCAAGCCAAGAAGAUGCAGCAGGAAGCCUGAGGGGACAAAUUACAUCCUUAGAAAAAAGAUUAGGAGCAGAAUUACAAAAACAGCAGGCACUGGAGGACCGAAGAAAAAAAGCAGAAGAGAGAAUGGAAGAAGAAAGACAGCGAGCAGCCCAAUUUGUCAAGGAAUUGGAGGAAGCUAAGCAGGAUUCUAAAACAAGAAGCCUGUUAGAUCUUGAAAUGCGAGAUUAUGAGCUUACAUUAGAAGAACUGAAUGGGCAGUUAAGAGAUAAAGAUUCCUGCUUAGCUGAUCUACAAGCAGCAGUUGAGAGAGAAAAGGGACGGUCUAGCAGUCUUCAAGACCAACUGACUCAUCUCACCACUCAGGAGACCACUGAAAGAGAACGAGCUGAUAAAAUGAAGAAACUUUUACUGGAGCACAAAACACAGUUGGCUGAACUACAUCUUGCCCAAGAAGCUCAGUCAGCUACAAAGGAGAUGGACCGAGUAACAAUUGAACAACUGACACAGGAGGUUGAGAAGCUUAAGUUGGCAAUAGCAGAACUCACCUGUGAAAAAGUGAAAUUAGAAGAGACUGGAAAGCGUAGCAAGUUGUCUGCUGAACGACAGAUUGAAGUCUUAGAGGACCAACUCAUGAAGCACAAAAUUGAAGUUCAACAACUGGUGGCUGAGCGGGAUACCAUCCAAAAUGAAUUUGAAGGGUAUAAAGUUCGAGCUACUAGUGUCUUACGGCAAAAGAAUCGUCCACCGGAAAUCAACGUUAGUGAAUUGCAGUCGGAAAAGGAUCAACUUCAGACUGAUUGUGAAGCAGCUCAGCUAAAAGUGCAGCAAUUACAGUCAGAAUUGUCUGCCCUCCGAGCAGAAUACACUUAUAUACAAUCUGAGAAAGAUGGAAAUGCAAGACAAGUAUCGUCACUUUCUGAGGAGCUAAACAGGAGGGAGAGUUCACACCAUGAAAAAAUUGCUAUCCUCGAAAGUAAGAUGGAAGGUAAAAUUACUGAAUACCAAAGGAUAAUUGCCAGCAUGUCUAAUCAAAAUGAAGCAAUGAGUAAUAACUUUAAGAAACAGUUGGAUACUUUGAAGCAAACUCACUCCCGAGAAGUGGAGCAACUAGCAACUAAACUUGAAGAAUCUGAGGACAAGUUAUGGCAGCUAAAGAAUACUAUUAGCAAUUCAGUUCCUGCAACGCCCUCCAAUGUUAGCACUACUCUGGCCACUACUUCUAGUGCUCCUAACCUGGUGCGCUCGGAGAGUGACCACAGCAUGCCAGGAAUGAGCCACAGCAAUGCUCAGCAGCAUCGUCGCCAGCUCAGCCAUGGCGACGAGCCCAGGAUUGAUGUCACGAACAUGGUCAGAGAGGAGGGAGAGGGCUCAGAGUGGGUGGAACCUGUUCAUCGUUCCCCGGGUAAACAAAGGGGUUAUAGCCCUCCGCCCCUAGAGCAACUUAUAAAUUCCCCUCUUACAUCCCAGGAUGACAAUGUCAGCAUUGCCAGCAUCAACACAGAUGCUACUGGGAAGGAGAUGGCUAGGCUUGAGGCAAAGUUGAAUGCUGGCGAAAUGCGAAUCCAGCAGCUGACAACACUCUUGCACGAGUCAGAAGCAGAGAAUGCUAAGUUGGCUCAGCUUUCAGAUGCUCUUAAAGAAGAAAUUCGAAGAUCCGUAAGAAAUGAGCUUCGUGAAAAACACAUGGAAAACAUGGAGUACAUGAAAAAUGUAAUAUUAAAGUUUCUAGUGCUGAAGAACGGUGAAGAAAGGAAGCAUUUGGUGCCAGUUUUGAAGACUGUUCUGCAACUCUCACCAACAGAAACUUCUCAGCUUGAACUCCUGGCUCUUGGUAACGAUGGAGACGGAGGCAGCCAAGCUGGUUGGGGCAAUUACCUUCACCUUUGGUCCAGCAGAUAAUAAUUUGACAUUGAACUAACAUUUGAUUAUUUACUUGAUUUGCAAGUUUCAGAAAUACAUUUGAGACAAAGUAAUUGCAUAUAAAAAGUAUUUAAAAAUAAUAAAAUAAUUUAUGUGAGAACUUUAGUUGAGUAUUUAACAAGCCAUCUUUUUUUCUUCCUACUCAAAAUUAGAAGUUAGAAAGUUUUACAGUAAUAUACAAUAGCCAUUGAAAACAUUAACAAAUUAUUUUGCAAUUUUAGAGAAACUAACUGAAGAUUGGCAUAUUACCAGGUUAAUAUUACAUUUGUUAUAGAAGUAUUAUUGCCUGACUUUGCUACAACAUACCACAUGAAGUUAUCUGUUAUACACGCCUUCUUAUAUACACCUCCAAGACAACCAACGUUAGCUUAGUCUCAAUCUUGGUACAGUCAUAUUUGUGUGUACCUUUUCAAAUAGCACUUGAUACCAGUUAAGGAAAGGAUAACGUCUUAAGCUUUUGGGGUUGGUGAGUACUAUACUUUCGGGGGUGUGAGUACAAUGUGCAGGAACUUGAUUGUUC